Messenger RNA from Sitophilus oryzae (rice weevil), 1330 nucleotides. RefSeq names its product gastrula zinc finger protein XlCGF49.1-like. The record is from RefSeq and is a predicted model, not a curated record. Lineage: Eukaryota; Metazoa; Arthropoda; Insecta; Coleoptera; Curculionidae. The coding region runs from base 498 to 1256 and encodes 252 amino acids. The transcript has a single exon.
CUGCCUUUGAGUGUAUAUGUAUUAAUAUUCGAAUUUUUAGGACUUUUGGAUUCAUUAAAUCAGAAGAUACGCAGUAUAACUUACAGCCUAUUAAAAAAAAUAGAGAGGAGCCAGCUGAAAUUAAGGGAAAAGAAGGUAAUAAAAAAUCUAAAGUUAAGAAGGGGAGAUAUGCAAACAAGAAAAUAAAGAAAGAGAAAAAAACUACAACCGAUUCGAAUAAAGAAGUGGACGUAACUUAUAUUAAACUAGAUGAUGGAUUCCAGUGUACCAUUUGUCCAAAACAAUUCACCUUUAAAUCGAUAUAUUUCCACAGUCGCAUUCAUCAAGUGGCGCUAAAAGAAGCACAAUUCAAAUCGAAUCUAGACAAAGGCACCUUCGUAUGUAACUUUUGUGACGUGGAAUGUCUUAAUCAGAAACAAAUAUCCGAUCAUGUCGAGUCACACGAAGAAAAAUGCCUAGAGUGCAACCAAGCGUAUCCAAAUGCUUUGAUACUAGGUAUGCACAUGGCCGAGCAUAGCGAUCAGGAAACUUUGUGUUGUGCUUAUUGCGACUAUAAAUCGAAAACUGUACAUUAUUUGAAGAAUCAUUUGUUUAACGUUCAUUAUAAGUUAAAAUCAUUUAUUUGCGACACUUGUGGAGCCACUUAUAGUGCCAGGGUGAAUUUGAUCGAUCACAUCAGAUACCAUCACGAAAAGAACGACGCUCACGCUUGUAUAGUGUGCGGAAGGAAGUUCAUCUUUAAUACCAGUCUUCGAAAGCACCAAAUUCACAAUCACAGGCCACUAAUAGACGGCCAAAUACCGUCAAACUAUUGUAUUUUGUGUAAAAGAGUGUUUGUUAAAGUGGAGGGUCUGGAAAAACACAUAGUCGAAAUGCACACGAACGUAAAACCGAAAAAAACCGAAAGGUUUAUUUGUGAUAUUUGUGGCAAAGACUUCUCUCACAGACAGUCGUUACGUCUACACUCCAAGGGUCAUACCAACCUUAAGCCCUUUAAAUGCGACGUGUGUUCGAUGGCUUUUAAAGUUAGAGCGUUUUUGACGGUUCACCAGAAGAUUCAUAGCGAUGACAGGCCGUUUUCCUGCGAGAAAUGCGGUUUGAAAUUUAAGAGAAAGGAGGGCUUGAGAAGGCAUUUACUUACCCAUACCGAUAUUAAACCGUUUGAGUGUCCUAAUUGUAUGAAAAAGUUCCGAAGAAGAGAACAUCUGAAUUUGCACUUGAGAAGUUGUAAUAAAAUUCUUACUUUGUACGAUUGAUGAAAAUAUAUAGUAUUACUAAUAUUAAUAUUAUUGUAUAGUCUGUGAAACGAAUAACUUUGAAUUUGACAGUU